Strongylocentrotus purpuratus (purple sea urchin) is the source of this 2287-nucleotide messenger RNA. It is a transcript of the gene sgf29, whose product is annotated as SAGA-associated factor 29. Gene Ontology annotation, cellular component: SAGA complex. The record is from RefSeq and is a predicted model, not a curated record. NCBI's taxonomy places the organism in Eukaryota, Metazoa, Echinodermata, Echinoidea, Camarodonta, Strongylocentrotidae. Bases 250 to 1353 code for a protein of 367 amino acids. The transcript has 8 exons.
UUCUAUUGUAUGAUAUAAAGUUAACGCCGAUCAAUGUACUUAAAUGUCAAUAUCCUCUAUAAAUGUGUUACAAUAAUACGCUCAGUCCCAUUAGCUGAUGUUCAUGUAGUGUCAAGAUCUGUGUCUGUGAGCUGAGCUAGGGUUAAGAGUGUGAGAGUGAGACCGAGAUAAAGUGAGGCCAUUGCCACGGACAUGCAUAUCUCAUAGAUUGAUUGCACCCUGGUAGUUGUUCUCAACCAAUCUGCACUCAUGAAGAUGAGAAGAGGGAAAUCCUCGGUGGGCACCCCCUCAGCUUCCGGCAGCAAGGAUGAGAAAGCGAUGCCUCCCGCCUCCAUCUCCCCGGAGCCGAGCGUGGACUCCCCGGGCAAGAUGCCCCAGCCGGAGUGGGCAGGAGGGAGUGGGACGGAGACGGAGCCCAAGCCUGAGGAAGAGAAGACUGAAGAGGGCAGCAAACCUAGUAGUGGACCCGCGGCAGGUGGUGGUAGUUCAGCAUCCCUCCAAGAGAUGAGAGCUGAACUUUAUCGUCUUGUUAGAGAGACACACAAGGGCAAAGAAAGGAGCGAGGUCAACCUAGGUCAUAUCACAAAGACACAAGAAAGCAUUAAUCAGAAUCAGAAGAUAUCUCCUUACUACCGCUCCAAGCUACGUAGCCUCUACCAGUCAGCACUGUCAGAUGCAGAGAAUGAGGCAGAAUUGUACAGGAAAUCACUGGAGAAGAUCACAGAGAUCAAGAACAUACGCAACGAGCAGCGCCUGCAGGCGAGGAGCGCAGGACUUCACUCCGACUCGGAUGGACCUAGGAAGAUCAUGCGCAGAGGGGUGCUCAUGAACAUGCUGCAACAGACCGCCCUUACGUUACCGCUCUGGAUCGGGCGAACAGGAGAAGAAAAACCCCCACCCCUGUGUGGUGCUGUAGCAGCAGAGUCGAGCUACAUCUCCAAACCAGGAGACUACAUAGCAGCCAGGGUGAGAGGGAGCGAUGGUGACGAGAAUUGGAUCCUAGCCGAAGUGAUCUCCUUCAACUCCGGCACAAACAAGUAUGAGGUGGAUGACAUCGACGAGGAAGGCAAAGAGAGGCAUCUAUUAUCAAGACGGAGGAUAGUACCGCUGCCUUUGAUGAAAGCUAACCCAGAGACCAAUCCAGAAGCAUUAUUCAAGAAGGGAAACCUUGUGAUGGCGCUGUACCCCCAAACCACAUGUUUUUAUCGAGCAUUAGUGGAGCGACCGCCAGAAGGGCCUAUUGAUGACUACUCGGUUUUGUUUGAGGAUAACUCCUACGCAGACGGCUACUCACCAGCACUGAAAGUUGCCCAGAGAUAUGUUGUCCAAGUCAAAGAACCGCGGAAAAGAUGAGGAUGUCACCAAACUAUUGGAGGAUGAAUAAUCUCUCCAGAACAAUCCAAAGAGCAAGAUCCUCUAUGUGAGGUUUCUGUGGCAUCUUCUCAUUUUCAUCAUGAAGAUGAUGUUGAGUAGGUUGCCAUGCCAACAAGGAAGACCAGUUGAGAAAGUAAUUGAGGAUGCAAAUUGUUGGAGGAUGAAUGAUCUCUCCUUGACUUCUACGAACAAUCCAAAGGAGCACGAUCCUCUAUGUGAGGUUUAUGUGGCAUCUUCUCAUUUUCAUCGUCAUGAAGGUGGUGUUGAGUAGGUUGCUAUGCCAACAAGGAAGACCAGUUGAGAAAGUGAUCGAGGAUGCAACAUCUGAGCAGCAGCGAACCAGUAGCCCUACAUGUAUUUGAGACUCUCCUUACAAGGAAUGCCUGUGUAACUAGCCGUCGGCGGUUAUCUGGCGAUACCUGAAGUGGCUAUUUUUUGCAAUUGCAGGAUAUGCAUAUUUCUAGAAAUACUUUGUCAUGCUUGCAGAGUCGCAAUGGCUUUCAUGGUGCCACUUUGCAGGGGCCCUCUCUUGGGUUGCGUGAACGUGUGUGGACAUACAAGUCCUCAAGCAACAUCAAACAAGCAAAUGUCAUCACGUCAUCAUCUGCAGUAGUCUCAAUUCUGGCCCUUGUACUGCACAUGGCUUCAGGCUAUUUCGUGAUUCAUCUGUAGCACUUGUGAGCUUCAUCUUAAGGCUAUUUUUUUAAAGCGGGACUGCAAUACUUGUAGCUACUUGCGCCCUCUAUAUAGCAAACAAUGCCAAAGCGAUACCCGUUGGUCACCCAUGAGGUCAUGACCCCUUUUGCUUAUGUUAAUCAAGAGCUGAUUUGAUGUGAUAACAACCUAUCAGUGACUAUGCAGGGAGGUCUGAUCUCUCCUGGCCAAACUAGUGCAGAUAGACUUUAAAAAAGAA